GUAUGACUAUGACACGCCCCAUCAAGCCACGCAUUAUUAGGCUCGUGGGCAUGAAGGACUACCGAGCGCAUUGAAGCUCGCCCAGCCAUGGCCGGCUGCCUCAUUGCGCGAAAUUUGUCCAUAGUCGCGACUUGAAAACAUAUGCUCGAUCCAUUUCUGACCACUUUCGUGUCAACCAUGGCCGACGCAUCAGAGCUAGCUAAUACGCUCUUUCCACCUCCUCCACCGUUCUACAAGGAGUUUACAGAUGCGAACCUUGCGAGGUAUGCAGAGUUGAGAGGGGAGCCUAGCGGGACUUCCAAAAACAGGGCUUCUUCACCAAUCUCAGCAGAUACGCCUGAACUAAGGGAUCUCGAAAGCAAGCUUGAGAGACCAAGAGCUGAUUGGAUAGUCGAAGAAGGUAGAUGGAUGUGUUUUGGACAGCAGUAUGAUGUCGAACCCAGAAUCCCAUCCCUCGAACAAAUAGGAUUAACGAGAUGGAUUGAUCCCAAUGAGCCCCCUCACACGUCCUUGCCUCCUCUGCUCCAUUCCUUCCUUCACACCUUCCUCCUAUUACUGGAUACCUUGACUAACACUGCGAGGAUACCGGGAGAGUUGGAGGAAAAGGGAUGGCAGCAUGAGGGUGAUCAGUACAUUCAGCACAUGUCAAAUUUAGCUGCGACCAUGAUGGUAGCGUCGAAUCAGCUGAGAGAUGUCCAAGUGAGAAAGACGUCCCGGUUGAACUAACAUGUUCAGGCCGAAGCGACGCUGGUCAUGUUGAUGGAGAAGCAGUUGUCGGUCAGGCAGCAACAGACAGAGGAGCUCAGAAGCAAGAGCAGAAGUAUCGCCGAGAUGCUGGCAAAGUUGCGCCAAAAUGCAGCUCAGGCUGCCGGAGACAUGAGUUCCGAUACUGGCGACAAAGACGUGCACAUGACGACGCCUAGCGUGGCAUGAGACCCGGAGUCAAUCUGACAUCGUGUGUAUAUCGUACGGAUCCAAAGGUCAUGCACAUGCCAAAAGUCGUCUAUUGAUACAACAUGAGAGCCCGAGUACAGAGAUGCCUCGCCUAGAUGUACUUCUAUCCAGAUUAGACCAACAGAAUAGAGUUGAUGCAGCCAUCGUUCUCUGAGAAUGGUGUCAGCUGAUGAUCAGACACUCAAACGACAGCU
Molecule: messenger RNA, 1148 nt
Organism: Kockovaella imperatae
Lineage: Eukaryota; Fungi; Basidiomycota; Tremellomycetes; Tremellales; Cuniculitremaceae
Exons: 4
Coding region: 142-726 (194 amino acids)
Biological process (GO): regulation of transcription by RNA polymerase II
Cellular component (GO): mediator complex; core mediator complex
Molecular function (GO): transcription coregulator activity
Source: RefSeq, a predicted model, not a curated record